AUGGACGCCGCCGCCACCGAGGCGUCCCCCUUGGAAUGUUUCGGUAUCGUCGGUCUUUCUCGCUUCUUCAGUAGCAGCUAUCUUUUCGUCAUCACCAGCUCCAAACUCAUAGGGCAUUAUUUUCACGAAUCUCGUCCCAUCUAUUGCUGCACAGGCGUGCUGGCCAUCCCACUACUUCAUCAAGAGGCGACGCAGGCCAUCCGCUCCCAACUCACAAAGCUAGGUGUCGAAAUAUCAGGAAGGGAGUUCGAUGCGCAUGCUGCUGCUGGCGAUGUGACCGUGGAAAGCGACUCGGACAGCGACAGCGAAUCGUCUUACUCGGACUACGAUGAUGUCCAAACACCGGCCGCCAUUCCCAAGGAGCCUUUCUUCUCGUCCAUCUCCACCUCUGAGCGAGCUGACACUAUUCGCAUGCCGAAAUCGAGACCUUGGCUCACCAAAGCUGCACGUGCGGUCUCUGAUGGUCGCAUUCAGACCGUCUCGGAGGACCCUGCUCUGCAAUCACAGCUUGCCGACGCAACCGAAGCGCCCACCAUGCCUGCGGACCUUGUCGCUCAGCCCGCUUCUACAAACGGUCCCGUCUUCGCGCCUGCAACUCCCGACGAGCUGUGGCAUGCCGCCAAACAAGCCGAGCUUGAGGAGAAAGCGGUGAGAGAGACCGCAAAGUACUGGGCACGAGGCGAAUUCUGGUUCAGCUACGAUUUCGACCUCACCACCUCGCUCCAGAACAAGAGGCGAGCACUUGAUAGUAAUCCCAAACAUAGCUCAAAUGUUGUCCCAAAACCGGCUUCGCUCACUUCGCACCAGGCUCGGGCAUCCACGGCGAGCUCUUCGGAUGCCACGGCUGCUCCUUCGUUUCCACUCCUUGCGGAGCCGUAUCCCAAUCUUCCGCUCUGGAGAAGGGCCGAUCGCCGGUUCUGGCACAACGAACACAUGUCAAAAGACCUCAUCCAUGCCGGACUGCACGCUUACAUCCUACCGAUCAUGCAAGGCUAUCUUCAGACCGUCGAGCUACCUGUUCAGCCUGUCGAAGGGCUUGACACAGAAUCUGGCCCAGACGCCGUGCUCCGCUGUCAGAUGAUGGUUGUGUCACGUCGGUCGAAGGAACGUGCCGGUCUGCGAUAUCAACGCCGAGGGAUCAACGAAUCCGGACAGGUCGCCAACUUCGUCGAGACGGAGCAGAUCCUCUCCGUUCUACGCGGCCGGUCUGCAGCGACCUCUUCGACAUCCGAGACCGUCGGCGAUGUAUUGUCGUUCGUACAGAUCCGCGGUAGUAUUCCGCUUUACUGGUCACAAAGCCCAUUCUCGCUCAAACCUCCGCCAGUGCUCGAGCGGACCCAAGCUGAAAACACGGCAGCUUGUCGUAAGCACUUUGCGGCUCAGGUGGACAGGUACGGCUCAAUCACAUGCGUCAACCUCGCAGAGCAAGGUGGUAAGGAAGGCGAAAUCUCGAAAGCCUAUCGAACGGCCGUCGAGAAGCUUCGCGCCGAACAGCCUUCUGACGGCAAUGCCGACGGGAAGCCAUGGGACAGAAGCAAGCUGCACUACGUCGACUUUGAUUUCCACAAGGAAUGCUCGGGGAUGAGGUUUGAGAAUGUCGCCAAACUUAUCACUCAAAUGGGAGAUACGCUCGCCGACAUGAAGUACUACCAUCAUCGCACACGCAUGAGCGUCGCAGCUCAGCAGAGCGAGGUGGAGGUGCUGAGCAGGCAGACGGGCGUAUUCAGAGUAUCGUGCUUGGAUUGUCUAGAUAGGACGAACGUCGUCCAGUCUGCCUUUGCUAGGCACGUUCUCACCGGCCAGCUGAGCAAGCUGGCCAUCAGUGUUGGCGCCCCGGGCGCGACCACGGCAUCUGCUUAG
Molecule: messenger RNA, 1860 nt
Organism: Pseudozyma hubeiensis SY62
Lineage: Eukaryota; Fungi; Basidiomycota; Ustilaginomycetes; Ustilaginales; Ustilaginaceae
Exons: 1
Coding region: 1-1860 (619 amino acids)
Biological process (GO): phosphatidylinositol dephosphorylation
Cellular component (GO): endoplasmic reticulum
Molecular function (GO): phosphatidylinositol-4-phosphate phosphatase activity
Source: RefSeq, a predicted model, not a curated record